AUGGACCAAACUCCACAAAAUAAAGAAGACUACUUCCAACUCGUUCCCCGUUGUUAUACUGAAAUGGUCGAUCUUCCAGUCAUAGAAAUAGAUGGCAUAAACCAUCAAUCUCGACGAACUAUCAUCGUUGAAGACAUUGCAAAUGCUUGUAAAACUUACGGUUUCUUCCAGAUUGUCAACCAUGGAAUACCCCAAAAAGUUUUGGAUGGAGCUCUUUCAACGGCAUCAAGUUUCUUCGAGCUGCCGACCAAUGAGAAGAUGAAAUACAGGUCAGAUGACGUCAAAAGUCCGGUUCGAUAUGGAACUAGCCUAAAAGAUAAUGCCAAAUAUAGGAGAGUUGUUCUCAAACACUACGCGAAUCCACUGGAUAAGUACAUUGCUCUCUGGCCUGAUAACCCUCAUGACUACAGGGAAAAGAUGAGUGAAUAUGCAAAGGCUACACAAAAGUUGGGAGUAUCACUCAUGGGAAUCAUAACUGAAGGACUAGGUCUUGGCCCUGAAUACAAAUCCGAUAAAAUGGUCAAAGGAGUCCAAGCCAUAAUGGUCAACAGCUAUCCGCCCAAUCCCGCGGCCGCGCAGCCGGAUCUCGAGCUCGGACUUCCACCGCAUUCCGACUGCUCUUGCCUGAGCAUCGUCCUCCAAGGCUCGCGAGGCCUACAAAUUCAAGAUUCCGACGGGAUUUGGAGGGAUGUUUCGUACGUUAAGGGUGCUUUAGUAGUGAAUAUUGGUGAUUGUGUUGAGGUGAUGAGCAAUGGGGUAUAUAAAAGCGUGGUUCAUAGGGUGAAGAUUUUGAGUAAUAAUUUUACUAGAAUAUCCAUUGCUAGUCUUCAUAGCUCUGCAUUGGAUGAGAAGGUGGAGGUUGCGGAAGAGCUUGUUGAUGAUGAAAAACGUCCCAAGGGUUAUAAAGAGAGUACCUUUAAUGAUUUUCUCAAUUUCAUUUCGAGAAAUGAUAUCUCCGAGGGAAAUUACUUCAUUGACACCCUCAGGCUAGUUCAAAGUUUCGUCGUCCCAAAAUAA
Messenger RNA from Oldenlandia corymbosa var. corymbosa, 1017 nucleotides. The record is from the annotation of a GenBank genome assembly. Lineage: Eukaryota; Viridiplantae; Streptophyta; Magnoliopsida; Gentianales; Rubiaceae.